UAUUAUAAAUCUAAUGGUGAUUUUAAAAGUCACAUCACUUUUAAGGAUAAAAGGAGAACAAAAAUCUUCCUUAUAACAUUAUUUCAUUAGCUCAUAUGACUAAUCUAAUUUUAACAAAAAGCCAAAAUUAAGCUGACACACUAAUCAAAUCAAACAUUUGGCUCAACCGACAGUGAAAACCAGAAAGGCUGUCGUUAGGUUUCUAUCCAAGCCAACAGUGAACACAUCAUGUGGUUGAAGUUGAAGCUUUUCUAGGAAGUUCUUUAUGGUUAAAGCUUCCAUUUCUCAGGAACUUUGUGCCUUUAAUAUGUAGAGCACAUAUCAAACAACACAGCAGAAUGGAAAACAAGUUCCUCCUUCGAGAUGAAGCAAAGGUAGCAUCCUUUGAUAGAAGACAUGGUCAGACUCACAAGGAAAUAAGGGCUAAGGCUAGCUCCCUUUCUUCGUCUUCUUCCUGUUCCUCUCGGGAUUCCAGAUGUUGUGAUAAGUCGACGGAGUGUCUCUGUAGUGCCUGCUUACUGUGUGUUUGUUGCCCUCUAGCCGUCGUGUGGGGUUGCUUCAAACUUCCAUGCAAGAUAGGAUGGCGUGCUGCAAAAAAUGCAAGGCGCUGGGCUGGUUGUGGAUCAGAGAUGAGAGAUUUUGCAGCAUAUUCUUCAUUUUCUGACGACGAUUCAGAUUGCCUGCCAACUAAUAAUAAGCACGCAUGCUCUAAGACUUCGGCUGCUCCAAAGAAGAUUGUGACAAAGAGGGUUCAUGAUUUGGAAUUUACCAAGCCUGCACCUAGCUAGUUUUUCUGUUUUUGUUCCUCCAAAUUUACCCAUGAAAGUCCAGCGGCCUUAUAUACCUUUCAAUUUCUGAUCUUGUUGCCUGCUUUAUCGUUCUUUCUUGAUGUUGAUCGUGUGAUUGUUGCGUGCCUUUUCAUGUGCAUACACUUUGUGACGAUCUAUGAUGAGGGUGUUGUUAGAACUGGCGGAGGUACGCGGUGCACGCCAGUUGUUCGAAAGAAUGCCAAAGAGGCUUGUAAGUUUCAACAAGCUCACCUGACAAUCUACCCAUGCGUGAAGGACAUUGUGGUUUCCUUAGAAAACCCUGGUCAUCAUCUCUUAAAUGCCACUGCAACAUGUAAGUUUCAAUAUAAUUUUAAUCCUGAUCCUAAAUGCUUGAAUAUAAAUUAAAUAAUUAAAUUCA
This is a messenger RNA of Corylus avellana, 1188 nucleotides long. The record is from RefSeq and is a predicted model, not a curated record. Lineage: Eukaryota; Viridiplantae; Streptophyta; Magnoliopsida; Fagales; Betulaceae.